ACCAAGUCCGGCGGCGGCGGCGGCGGCGGUCGGGAGGAGGCGGAGGACGCGGCGGUGGGGACGCGGUGACUUAGGGCCGCUCCGUGUUAUGAAGACAGUAUGGAGUUUCCAGACCAUAGUAGACAUUUGCUGCAGUGUCUGAGCGAGCAGAGACACCAGGGUUUUCUUUGUGACUGCACUGUUCUGGUGGGAGAUGCCCAGUUCCGAGCGCACCGAGCUGUACUGGCUUCAUGCAGCAUGUAUUUCCACCUCUUUUACAAGGACCAGCUGGACAAAAGAGACAUUGUUCAUCUGAACAGCGACAUUGUUACAGCCCCCGCUUUCGCUCUCCUGCUUGAAUUCAUGUAUGAAGGGAAACUCCAGUUCAAAGACUUGCCCAUUGAAGACGUGCUAGCAGCUGCCAGUUAUCUCCACAUGUAUGACAUUGUCAAAGUCUGCAAAAAGAAGCUGAAAGAGAAAGCCACCACCGAGGCGGACAGCACAAAGAAGGAGGAAGACGCUUCAAGUUGUUCGGACAAAGUCGAGAGCCUCUCGGAUGGCAGCAGCCACAUGGCCGGCGACCUGCCCAGCGACGAAGAUGAAGGGGAAGAGGAGAAACUGCACAUCCUGCCCGGCAAAAGGGACUUGGCGGCCGAGCCUGGGAACAUGUGGAUGCGAUUGCCCUCGGACGCCGCAGGCCUCCCCCAGGCAGGCGGCGAGGCCGAGCCCCACGCCACGGCCGCUGGGAAAACAGUCGCCAGCCCCUGCAGCUCCGCCGAGUCUUUGUCCCAGAGGUCUGUCACCUCCGUGAGGGAUGCGGCAGAUGUUGACUGUGUGCUGGACCUGUCUGUCAAGUCCAGCCUUUCGGGAGUUGAAAAUCUGAACAGCUCUUAUUUCUCUUCACAGGACGUGCUGAGAAGCAACCUGGUGCAGGUGAAGGUGGAGAAAGAGGCUUCCUGUGAGGAGAGUGAUGUUGGCACUAAUGACUAUGACAUGGAACAUAGCACUGUGAAAGAAAGUGUGAGCACUAACCCCCGGGUACAGUACGAGCCGGCCCAUCUGGCUCCGCUCAGGGAGGACUCGGUGCUGAGGGAGCUGGACCGCGAGGACAAAGCCAGCGACGACGAGCUCAUGACCCCGGAGGGCGAGCGCGUCCCGGUGGAGGGCGGCAUGGAGAGCAGCCUGCUGCCCUACGUCUCCAACAUCCUCAGCCCCGCCGGCCAGAUCUUCAUGUGCCCGCUGUGCAACAAGGUCUUCCCCAGCCCCCACAUCCUGCAGAUCCACCUGAGCACGCACUUCCGCGAGCAGGACGGGCUGCGCAGCAAGCCGGCCGCCGACGUCAACGUGCCCACGUGCUCGCUGUGCGGCAAGACCUUCUCGUGCAUGUACACGCUCAAGCGCCACGAGCGGACCCACUCGGGCGAGAAGCCCUACACGUGCACGCAGUGCGGCAAGAGCUUCCAGUACUCGCACAACCUGAGCCGCCACGCCGUGGUGCACACCCGCGAGAAGCCGCACGCCUGCAAGUGGUGCGAGCGCAGGUUCACGCAGUCCGGGGACCUGUACAGGCACAUCCGCAAGUUCCACUGCGAGCUGGUGAACUCGUUGUCGGUCAAAAGCGAGGCGCUGAGCCUGCCUGCCGUCAGGGACUGGACCUUGGAGGACAGCUCCCAAGAACUGUGGAAAUAAUCUUACCCGUCUAUAUAAAUAAUAUAUAUACAUAUAUAUAAAUAGAUCUCUAUAUAGUCGUGGUACGGUCUAAAAGCAGCCUUGUUUCCUGGAACUAAAAAGUUGGGAUAUUAACUUGUUUUUGCACUUUAGACUAGCAUGAGAGUCUCACUAAUUUAGCAUUCUGAUAAAAGCGACUUUAGAGCGCGUCGGAGACUAGAGACGUGUUUUUCCUUUGAGGGGUAGGGGAAGUAAGCCAAUAAACCUGUUAAUCAGAUCGUCCUAUCACAAAAUGCUUUCCUAGGGCUUAAUUUUGUCACCACGGCAUUGUCUUUUGAGCUGUUUUGUUUUUUGUUUUUUUUCCCCUGCAAUUUUUUUUUUUUUUUUUUUUCCUUUUUGAAGUAGAAAUUCCCUCCAGUUUUAUUAGCCUCUUUAUACAUCUCAAAUUGCAUGAACCUUUUCUGGCUGUUGGAAACCUGAAUGCUUUUAGACCCAAAUGGAAAAUUUCUGAAAUGCUGGAUUAUCUAUUUUUAAACAAGCAGUUGACUUAAUACUUUCUGUGGCAACUUCUGGUUUUCUGACGGUUCCCAAUGAGAGAAAUUCUGCAAGUACACUGGGAUCACUGGGACACUGUCUUGUGAAGGUUUGCUUGAGAUGAAAAAGGAUUUUGCAGCUUCAGCAGUGUUGAACUGUGUGUUUAAAAAUGUGAAUUACUGUUAUUGUAUACUGUAAUUGAUUACAUGGGCUGGGGGGGUGUCAAAAAACUUGACAGGUUGUGUUGAUGCUCUUAGUUGAGUCUUGAAAAGUAAAUAUUAACGCUACAGAAAUGCAUGCGUUUCAAUAUAUUUUUUUGUCUUUGCAUCGUAUAACUUUAA
This is a messenger RNA of Cynocephalus volans (Philippine flying lemur), 2522 nucleotides long. It is a transcript of the gene ZBTB18, whose product is annotated as zinc finger and BTB domain containing 18. The transcript has 2 exons. Gene Ontology annotation, molecular function: DNA-binding transcription factor activity, RNA polymerase II-specific; protein binding. Gene Ontology annotation, biological process: regulation of transcription by RNA polymerase II. The record is from RefSeq and is a predicted model, not a curated record. Gene Ontology annotation, cellular component: nucleus. Bases 100 to 1668 code for a protein of 522 amino acids. NCBI's taxonomy places the organism in Eukaryota, Metazoa, Chordata, Mammalia, Dermoptera, Cynocephalidae.